AUGUUCUCGAAGAAGUCGAUCAUCGUCUGCGUCUGCGCCGUCAUCCUCGCCCUCCACGCCGACGCGGCGCCCGUCGGCGCCCACGCCCUGCGCCACAACCGCGCGGCCCAUGCGCAGCCCAAGCACGCCAUGCACGCCAACGUCCAGAAGGCUGCCAAGGUCGCUAAGGCCGCCAAGAAGCUUACGAAGAGCGCCAAGCAGGCGGCGGAGUGCGACGGUACACAAGUCAGUGUCCUCGGCGACGCCACGUACUGCAUCCAAGGCGACGUGUGCUCGGGCUCGUCAAAGGCAGGUGUGUGCCCCUCGGUGAGCUCUGCGCCCUUUGCCGACUGUGUGCCGGGCAUCCCGUCGUUUGACCCGUUGACGCUGUCGUGCUCGCUGCCGGCCGACGCGACGUGCACGGACCUUGGCAACGGCGCCUUCGGCUGCGUGUUGGAGACGCCCACCCCGACGACCCCGACGACCCCAACUGAUGAGUCGGGCUCUCUCCCGACAGCUGGGUGCACGGAUACGGAGGUUAGCGUCCUCGGCGACGCCACGUACUGCAUCAAGGGCAACGGGUGCUCGGGCUCAUCGAAGGCUGGUGUCUGCCCCUUGGCGUAUGCGACAGCCACCGCCGACUGCGUGCCAGGCAUCCCGUCCUACGACCCGAUCACAAAGACGUGCUCGCUGCCGGUUGACACGGAAUGCUCGGAUCUUGGCAAUGGAGCAUUUGGGUGCGUUCCGAUUGCUUCGCAGACGCUUGCUAGCGGCAACGAAGCUGCGCCGACGUCCGAGACUCGCACGGAGGAGCCGACUGAAGCCCUCACCGAUACUCCCACCGAUGCGCCGACGACAGCUUCGACCGAGUCGGACGAGGUCACUGAUGCUCCCACGGAUGCUCCCACGGACGCUCCCACGGAGGCUGCUACGGAUGCGCCAACGACGGCUUCGACUGAGUCGGACGAGGUCACUGAUGCUCCUACCGACGCUCCCACCGACGCCGAAACCGAUGCUCCCACGGAUGCCCCGACUGACGCCCCCACUGAGGUGACGGCCAGCGCCAACGAAGACGCGGCAACGUCUGAGACUCGCACGGAGGAGCCGACUGAUGCUCCCACUGAUGCUCCCGCCGAAGCUACAGACGGCCCGACCACUGCCACGACCGAGUCGGAUGAGGUCACGGAUGAGCCGACAGACGAUUCGAACGACGAUGAAGAUUCCAGUGAUGACCCGACCACUGCCACGGCCGAAUCGGAUGAAGUCACGGACGCUCCCACGGACGCUUCCACGGACGCUGCCACGGACGCUCUCACGGAUGCCCCGACGACCGCCGCGACCGAGUCGGACGAAGUCACCGCCGCUCCCACGGACGCUGUCGCCGAUGCCACCACGGAUGCCCCGACGACCGACGCCCCCACGGAUGCCCCGGCGGCUGUGUCGAACUUUGCUUCGGUCCAAAGCGCCGGCGCUGCGUCCGCCAGCGUCGGUGUCGCGAACAUUGCUGCUGCUGCCGUCGCCUGUGCGGCGCUUGUCGUGGCGAUCGCGGCGGCGGUGCUUGCGACCAAGAAGAGCCGCACGCCGGUGGUGGCCUCGGUCUUGCAGGACGAGGCUGUCGACGAGGUCACGGCUGUCAAGGUGCAGGACGAAGACGCGGACGCCGAAGUGUUGGUCUAAGAAGCUGCGCCUCGUGCCUCUCCAGACCCUUGUCCACUUGUAUAUGCUUGCAUCGUGCGUAACGUGAUAAUCCAAUGCGAUUGCCUCUCGA
This is a messenger RNA of Saprolegnia parasitica CBS 223.65, 1747 nucleotides long. RefSeq lists its product as hypothetical. The record is from RefSeq and is a predicted model, not a curated record. NCBI's taxonomy places the organism in Eukaryota, Oomycota, Saprolegniomycetes, Saprolegniales, Saprolegniaceae. The transcript has a single exon. The coding region runs from base 1 to 1656 and encodes 551 amino acids.